AUGGAGGUUUUCAAGAGAAAGAUCCUUCAAAGAGUCCUUGUCAAUGACAUACCUCUACUGCUACCUCUCCUAACAGCCUUAGUGGAACCAGAAUCUCAAACUCAACUCAUCGAAACUCUCAAUGACAUAAUUCCUCAUAAUCCGUACUAUGCGCGGAUGGUUCUCAAGAAAGUGAUCGAUUCCAUUGAACAACACCUCGAUCCCACGGAACUAGACUUCGAUAUUGGUGAAUAUUACAACCUUUAUGUGCCGCUUCUUUCAGCGAUACCAUUAUCGGCAGAUGAACCAGAACCAAUCCAGUAUUCUUUGACUUUGACGUCUCCGGGGUUGACGGUGGCCGAGACUCCAAGGCUAUUGAACGGUGCAGGCACCACUGGAAGACGUACCUGGGCGGCGUGUUUGUAUCUUUCGGAAUGUUUAGUGUAUCGAUUCCCUGAGUUUCUUGAUGGUGAGCAGAAAAAUCAAAUCAAAGUAUUAGAAUUGGGAGCGGGCACCGGAGUGUUGAGCCUUACCCUUUUGAAAAAUUUUAAAGAUCAAUUGGCAAAAGUUUACAUGACCGAUGGUGAUAGCAAGGUGUUUGAACAAACUCGGGAUAAUUUCCAAAAUAAUGGGGUCGAUACCAAUGAUGAUCGAGUGCAAAUGAUGGAGUUAUGGUGGGGGGAAACCACGGAAUCAGCGGUACCGGAGUGUGAUUUAGUGGUGGCCGCCGAUGUCACUUAUGAUUCGGCAUUUUUGAGUGAUUUGGCAACAACCUUAGCGGUGGCAAUCAAUAAAGGGGCCAUAGGGUUAGUGGCGGCAACCGUGAGAAAUGAAGCCACGGUAAAAGAGUUUGAAAAUGAGCUUGAUCAACGAGGACUCCGAUGGGAAAUAUGGCAGAGUGAAGCGCAUCCUGGUGAGAGAAAUAAAGACGACGCUUUGGUGUUUUUCAAUAAGAAUUCCCCGGAAAUUAGAGUAUAUAGGAUAUAUCAAUAG
Molecule: messenger RNA, 972 nt
Organism: Saccharomycopsis crataegensis
Lineage: Eukaryota; Fungi; Ascomycota; Saccharomycetes; Ascoideales; Saccharomycopsidaceae
Product: protein-lysine N-methyltransferase
Exons: 1
Coding region: 1-972 (323 amino acids)
Source: RefSeq, a predicted model, not a curated record